CCCGGUGCGCGGCCCUCGCCCCAGGGAAAGGGGUCCGGUGAUCCCGGGGGUCGUGGUGUGGCGUCCCUCUCUGCGGUCACAGGAGCCCGGCAGCGCAUCGUGAUGCACCCCGAGCCCCCACAUUCCUGAAUUCCUCAGCCCAGCCCGGAGAACCCUCUGAAAACCACGCAAAAACCCCAAAAUGAGGUUGUUCCGCCGCCGCUACAGCCCCUUGAAGGUGGCCUUGGCGGGCGCCGUCUUCGUCCUCUUCGUCUUCAUCCUCCAGAGGGACGCGGGCAGCAAGGAGCCGGGCGAGGAGCCGUGGCUGCGCAACAUCGUGCAGGGCAAGGGGCAGGUGCUGGACCUGAUGCUGGGCGCCGUGCGGGACCUGCGGGACUCGAUGCCGCGGCUGCAGAUCGGGGCCCCGGAGCCGCCGCCGGAGCCCCCCCCCCCCCCCCCGCCCGGCGUCUACACCGCGGCCGAGCUGCGGCCGCUGAUGGAGAGACCCCCGCAGGACCCCGCCAGCCCCGGCGCCGACGGAAAAGCCUUCAAGAAGGAUCGCUGGACGCCCGAGGAGACGAAGGAGAAGGAGAGGGGUUAUGAGAAGCAUUGCUUCAACGCCUUCGCCAGCGACCGCAUCUCCCUGCAGAGAGCGCUGGGCCCCGACAGCCGCCCCCCCGAGUGCAUCGACCAGAAGUUCAAGCGCUGCCCUCCCCUCCCCACCACCAGCGUGGUCAUCGUGUUCCACAACGAGGCCUGGUCCACCCUGCUGCGGACCGUUUACAGCGUCCUGCACUCGUCCCCGGCUCGGCUGUGUGGGGUCAGGGGGAUGCAGGAGCUGAGAUGGGGAACCUCGCGGUGCCCCAGGGUUUCAUUGCCCCAGAACUCAACUCCCACCGUGGCUGGACAGUACCUGAAGGAGGAGCUGGAUCGCUACGUGGAGCAGCUGCAGAUCGUGCGCGUGGUGCGGCAGCGGGAGCGCAAGGGGCUCAUCACGGCGCGGCUGCUGGGGGCCAGCGUGGCCAGCGGGGAGGUGCUGACCUUCCUGGAUGCCCACUGCGAGUGUUUCCACGGGUGGCUGGAGCCGCUCCUGUCCCGCAUCGCCGAGGAGCCCACGGCCGUCGUGAGCCCCGACAUCGCCACCAUCGACCUCAACACCUUCGAGUUCUCCAAGCCCGUGCAGAACGGGAAGCAGCACAGCCGGGGCAACUUCGACUGGAGCCUGACUUUCGGCUGGGAGGUCAUUCCUGCUCGGGAGAGGCAGCGCAGGAAGGACGAGACCUUCCCCAUCAAGUCCCCGACCUUCGCAGGUGGCCUUUUUGCCAUCUCCAGGUCCUACUUCGAGCACAUCGGCUCCUACGACGACCAGAUGGAGAUUUGGGGGGGUGAGAACGUGGAAAUGUCCUUCAGGGUGUGGCAGUGCGGGGGACAGGUGGAGAUCAUCCCCUGCUCCGUCGUGGGCCACGUGUUCCGCUCCAAGAGCCCCCACACCUUCCCCAAGGGCACCCAGGUGAUCUCCCGGAACCAGGUGCGCCUGGCCGAGGUCUGGAUGGACGAUUACAAGGAGAUCUUCUACCGCCGCAACCAGCAAGCCUCGCAGAUGGCCAGAGAGAAGACGUUUGGUGACAUCACCGAGCGGCGCAGGCUGCGGGAGCGGCUGCACUGCAGGAAUUUCACCUGGUACCUGCAGAACGUCUACCCCGAGAUGUUUGUGCCCGACCUGACCCCCACGUUCUACGGAGCGAUAAAAAAUGAGGGCACCAAGAGCUGCCUGGACGUCGGGGAGAACAACCAUGGUGGGAAACCUCUCAUCAUGUACCCCUGCCACGGGCUGGGGGGCAACCAGUACUUUGAGUACACGAGCCAGCGGGAGCUGCGCCACAACAUCGGCAAGGAGCUGUGCCUGCGAGCGGGCGCGGGCGCGGCCGAGCUGGGCGAGUGCCAGUUCCGAGGGAAGCCCGGCCGGGUGCCCGCCAGCGAGGAGUGGGAGCUGGCACAGAACCGGCUGAUCAAGAGCUUGGCCUCGGGGCUGUGUCUGACGGCCCGGGGGAAGCACCCGGCGCUCGUUCCCUGCGACCUCACGGACCCGCACCAGCUCUGGUCCUUCACCUAAAGGGGAGCGGAGCCCCCGGCCACGCUCAGGAAACCAGGAUCCAAAAAAAAAACCUUCCUCCUCCGCUUGAAUUUAAGACGUGAAAGCCUUAAAUAUGCUGCAUUUCGUGGUUGCCUUGAACUGACCCCCGUGCCUUUGGGAGGCGGGGGCGCCCCGCGGACCCCGAAACGCAGCGGUCGAGGCGGGGACGCUCCUGCGGAUGCUCCUCGGAAGCCGCUGCUCUUCCUCCCCAUGCCGGCUCCAGCCAGAGCCUCUUCAGUUCAUAUCGGGCAUUAAAAACGUGGAUGCGCCUCCUCAGAUGGGGAAUCCGGGCGGGAGAUUCCGGCGAGGAGGAGGAUGGUGACCGUGGGGCUCCUCCCGUCCGGGGGGGAUCGUGGCUUGCGGUGGCCCCUGGUGGGCAAUGGCAGGAGUUGGGAUCUGUGCCUUAGGAAUCAAGUUGGACUUGGAGGGGAGAGCAAGCUGGAUUGUUGUUUUUAUUAUUGUUAUUACUAAAUGAUAAAUAUUCCGGGGUGCGAUUCUGCUUGUACUGAGCAGGAAGGGUUUUCCCUGGAUGGCACCACAGAAUCCUCCUGAAGAAGGUCCCAGGUGCCACAUCUCGGGUCUUUUUGUCUAUUUUAACUCCUGUACCUGCCAUUUUUGUUGCCAUUUCAUUCAUAGUAGGGGGGAAAUCCUCCUGGACAUGACAGGAGGGGGGAGAACAGGUCCUAGACACACAACCUCAAAUAAAGAGAUGAUUUAUUUUACAAAAAUCCUGUCUCUGGUGCUUCUAAGCUCCCCACCUUCAC
Messenger RNA from Ficedula albicollis (Collared flycatcher), 2877 nucleotides. RefSeq names its product polypeptide N-acetylgalactosaminyltransferase 6 (gene GALNT6). Lineage: Eukaryota; Metazoa; Chordata; Aves; Passeriformes; Muscicapidae. The record is from RefSeq and is a predicted model, not a curated record. The transcript is spliced from 13 exons. Bases 182 to 2092 code for a protein of 636 amino acids. Gene Ontology annotation, cellular component: Golgi apparatus.